Molecule: messenger RNA, 910 nt
Organism: Aspergillus heteromorphus CBS 117.55
Lineage: Eukaryota; Fungi; Ascomycota; Eurotiomycetes; Eurotiales; Aspergillaceae
Product: peptide alpha-N-acetyltransferase MAK3
Exons: 2
Coding region: 55-579 (174 amino acids)
Biological process (GO): N-terminal peptidyl-methionine acetylation
Cellular component (GO): NatC complex
Molecular function (GO): protein-N-terminal amino-acid acetyltransferase activity
Source: RefSeq, a predicted model, not a curated record
UACAGCAUCUACGUCUACCGCUAUUUUCUCUACCAAUGGGGCGAACUGUGCUUCAUGGCCAUGGACGACUCCCUCGCCGACCCCAUGGUCGGGGUCGUCGUCUCCAAGCUGGAGCCGCAUCGCGGCGGGCCCUUGCGCGGAUACAUCGCCAUGUUGGCCACGCGCGAGGAGUAUCGCGGGCGCGGGAUAGCCACGAAGCUGGCUCGGAUAGCGAUCGAUGCGAUGAUCGAGAGAGAGGCGGAUGAGAUCGUCCUCGAAACCGAAACCACAAACACCGCGGCCAUCAAACUCUACGAGCGAUUGGGCUUCCUCCGGAGUAAGCGUCUCCAUCGGUACUAUCUGAACGGCAACUCGGCGUAUCGUCUGGUCUUGUAUCUCAAGGAAGGGGUGGGGUCGAUGCGCACUAGCAAUGUCGAUCCGUAUGGCCCGCCGCCCAUGUCGGGGCCGCUGUACCCCGUGGAUGCGAACGCGGGGCCCAGUGCCAAUGUGAAUGUGAAUGCGAAUGCGAAUGCGAGGGCGGAGGGGUUAGCCGCACCGGAGCCGGCGUUGUUGCAUGAGAAUGGGAAGGGGGUGUGGUAGGGUUGGGUGAUGAUAAUUAAUUGACUAUGACUGUAAUGACUAUGCAUGUUAUGAUUGGAUUGGGGAUGGGGGGGAUGGGUGGAUGGUGAGGGGGUAGAUAGAUGUAUAUACUAUAUUGACUGGUUGCAUUGCGCGAGGGAGGAUGGGAUGGGAGCUAUGUACAAGAAGUGGCUGGUUGGUUGCCUGUGCAUACUGUGUAUGGCCAAGGUGCUAUGCUAUGCUAUACUAUGCUAUACAUGUUAUGCGUGUACAUGAGCUGCUCGCUACUGUUAUCACAGCAUUGUCAAGAAGGAUCAAGGGAAUAGACAUGACACAUGAUACAGAGUAAUAU